AGGUGGUUUGAAAUCCUUUUCAAAUCGCAUUUCCGGAAAUCCAUUUCAGUCUGACCGCCCUGAUCGCAUUUGUGUAGCUUUUCGGUUACGUCAUGCUGUCACGUCACAUAAAACACGUCAGACGUCGAGGCAGAUUGUCGUGCCAGCUCGACAUCAUUGCCAUAGAAACGGUGCAGAUAAUCUGGAAAAUGGCUACAGGACGCACAGAUCGGAUCUGAACAGUUGUGAUACACAAUGUGGACAGUGAGUCUGUCAAAUUGGAUAUGCACCAAAAUCAGAUUUGGACUGACAGUGUGAACAAGGUAUUAGUCUUGAUAGAGAGGCUGCAAACAGCAGGGAACGUGUCACACUUCAUGUGUUGUCGGUUUCAAAGAAGCGAAAAAAUCAUAGAUCAACUGUUGGCCAAUUCCUUAGUGUGGUCCAAAGGCUCCAGAAUAAAUAACAUUUAAAUUAAACUGGCCAUCAGCGCAAUUCAAUUAGUUUGAUAGAGCAAGGGAAAAUAGAUCUCUAAAAUAGAAGUACUUUUUGACUGUAAAUAAAAUUGUAAGGAGUAAAAAGUACUUUUUUUCUUAAAAAAAUGUUAUUAAGUAAAGUAAAAGUACUGAUUUUGAAUUGUACUCAAGUAAAGUAAAAAUCACCAAAAAUAACACUUAAGUACAGUAAUCAAGUAAAAUUACUCAAGUACUUUACACCUCUGUCUGUUUUGUAAACUUAAAAACGAGUGACUGCGUUAAAAGUUGUUGAUUUAGUCUAUGUAGAGUAAAAUGUGAAACCCAAGCUAAAUCUACUGUACAAAGAGAACAAAAAAAGGCCAUUAACAAACAAACAUUAAGGAAUUUAAAUCCCUCCAAUAAAGGCAACGUUUUAACUGGUAUUACUUUACUUUAACUGUCAUACACUGCGUAGUCUUAACAGUCGUUAAUUGUCAUUGUCCUCUUCCCCAUUUGUGGGGUUUUGCGCGGCUACAGUAGCUGUGGGCUCAUCUUUCUAAAUUCUGCGCUACUUUAUUCCCACGUACUGAGGGAUUGGACAAAAGGUCGCUGUAUAAGUGUGCACACUGAUGAUGGCACAGAUGGGGUACCCACGCUAACAUACUCAAAAGAACAAAAAGAGUUGCAACUGAACGCAUCAGGAGUAAAACACACCCUCUCAUAGGGGAAUGGGGCGCGUGCAGGGCACGUACUGAUCACACGACGCGACACAGCGACUCUGACGCUCCCUUGUGUUCAUUCCACUAGUCAUUAACGAGAAAAAAUAUACAAUACUGUCUAAAAGAAAAUAUGUUUAAAUAAAGCACAUAAAAGCAACUAAAAACGACUGUGCAUCUUAUGCUGCUAUUGUUUGUAUCUUGCCCUUACACUUUUUUGACACAUUCUACUACAUUAAUUUAAGCAACAGCAAAAUUAUAAUGUAGGAUACUGUGAAAUUAAAUUUAUUUUCAGAGAUCACGAAUUAAUAAUGGCUAUUUAAUAUUUAAUCUAGGCUACUAUAUAUCCAAAACUAAGGGAUAGCGGCUUGCCAAUGUGUGCGCAAAAUAACGGAAUAACGCUUCACUUUUGUUUGAUCAUUUGUAAUUCAAAACCAUUGGCGAUGCUCAUGCAGAUGGGUCACUGACGCCAGAAAUGCUUUUAAAAAACAGCAUGAGACUGAAAAUUUAAAGAUAAAGAAACGGUACAAGCCACUGGAUCACCAAAAGGGGGGUUAGCUGAGAGGAGGCCAUCUGGAGACCUCUCCAUGACGCGUGCUGGACGCGUGGAUCCCAUGGGGUUACAAGGACUCCCAGUAGAAAAUAUCUUACAACCUAUCAUCGGACAAACGUCUUGUGUGUGUUUUCAGGCAGUAAAGAAGUCUAGCAAAAGAUUACCUUAAAAAAGCCAUUAUUGAUAUGAAAACCAACAUUCAUUGGUUUUACACCACCCAAACUGCGAAGCUAACAAAAAUCCACGAAGAUUCUUUUAUUAAAAAAAGAUAACGCUACAUUCAUUCAAUAUACGUUUGGUGAUCCUAUAUCGGUUUGCAUGGUGAUUUGCUGGGAGACGCGUGCGCGUAACCCCUCCCCAUGAAUGACAGAGCUGCAGGUGUAAACCAACGUCAUCAUAAAAGAAAAAAAACUAUUGUUGGUCACAAUUUACAGACAGAUGUUACGUUGAAACGGCGUGGCUUGGGAAUCUGUCUGUUUAAUUUAAAUUAUAAAUGCUUAUCCCACCCUAAACCAAAUCCUAACCCCCCUGUCCUCCUACGUCAUCAACACCCCUUCCGUUGAAACGCGUUGAUUUCUAGAUUCAUAAAAUACAACGGUCAAAAUUCAUUGUCAAUGAAACGCACAAUUUAUUUAAAAAUCUUGUAAAAACAUAUGUAUAUUCUUUUCACGCCUCUAAUAGUUAAUCUGAGCUUGGCAGUGAGAAUUUGAAAUGAUUAGAACCGCUGUACUAAAGACAAGUAUCACAAGUAAUAAAAAGCUUUAAAAUAACUACAAUAAAACUAUAGUUGAUAUACAUCCCAUCCUUAUCCUUUAACCAGCGAAAAGAAUGACAAAUAUCCACUAUUUUGUAUGAACCAUAUGUUGAUUUAUAAAUGUUAUAAUGAGACUUAACAAUAUAUAUGUCUAAUAUAGACCUAUAUAUAAUUUAUACAAGCUACAGACAGACGCGUUCUUUUGUUCUGCAUUCUGAAGUUAUUUGUCCAAAUGAGUUUGUCUGUAGCGUGGGGGGCGUGCCCAUGACGCGCGGACCAGAGAUAUAAACCCCGCGCAGACCCUCAGUUCGCCACAAACAGAUCUGCUCGCAACACUUCAGCAUGACUCCCAACGCUACUGCUGCACCUGCCCUGUCUUAUGUGCCUCGCACCGUGGCCAUGAGGAAAGAGGCAAACGAACUGAGAAAAACCCUGAAACCUUUACUGGAGAAGAGACGCCGAGCGCGCAUCAAUGACAGCCUCAACCGAUUAAAAGCGCUCAUCCUCCCUCUUACCGGCAAAGAUAGCUGCCGUUAUUCUAAAUUGGAGAAAGCUGAUAUUUUGGAGAUGACUGUGAGAUUUCUCACUGAUGCUCAACCCGUCCAACCUAAAGACAGUACUGAUGGAUUUGAAGAGGGGUACCGCACCUGCCUGCAGCGCGCUUCUGCGCUUCUGCCGCAAACCAGCCUGGACGCCGAGAAGCGCCAGUGCGUUAACGCGUUCAUUCAGCGCGCGAUGAAGCCCACCAAACCAGCCUGCCAAAACUGCUGCGCGCAGAGCUCAAGAUUUAUGUCACAAAUACAAGAGAAACUGUUGAACUUGAAAUCCUGCAGCUCAAAAACCGUAAACAGCGACAAAAGCAAGGCUACGACUCUCAUCCGACCUCAGCCUUCAUCAGUCAUGACAAAUGCUCAAGUAUGGAGACCUUGGUAGAUGCCUCCAUGCAAAUGACUUUUUAUAUAAUUCAAGCAUGUUACGUCUGUGUAUAUUUACGGUCAGUCUGUAGAGUCUUGUACAGUUUGAUGAAAUGUUACGAUUAACGAGUCGCAUAUAAGUAUUGUAUACUUGUUUUAUCCCAAUCCAGUGUAUAGUAGCGGGACGCACCCGUUCAGAUGGUUUUGUUUUCUUGGAUCCUGCGCGUAACGUGUACAUAACGCGGUUAGAUUUUUACUCCUCUCCGCGGGGUUUAAAUCGUCGGUGGCUCUUGAAAACGCCAAAGUAAAACCCCGAGGGUUGUUAAUUGUAAUACAUUUGCACUUCAGACUUCACUAUGUUGGGAUCAGUGCAGAUUAUUAAAAAUGUAAGCACUUUGUGUUGUUCAAUAAUGUCUCUUUUGGGGGGAUGUGCUAUUAUUUAUUGUGUUAUGCCACACUUUAUAAUAAACGUAUGGGCUACACAGCUGUUUGUGUUCUGCGUCAUUCUUUCAGAGAAAAUGGCAAAUAAAAUGAAUAAAUCAUUAUUAAGCACGAUAUAAAGAUAAAUUAACGUAGUUCUGUGUGUUACGAAAAUGUGGAUAUUUUCUGUGGUAAAAGUGUAUAUCCAUGUUUUU
Molecule: messenger RNA, 4003 nt
Organism: Misgurnus anguillicaudatus (oriental weatherfish)
Lineage: Eukaryota; Metazoa; Chordata; Actinopteri; Cypriniformes; Cobitidae
Gene: hes2.2
Product: hes family bHLH transcription factor 2, tandem duplicate 2
Molecular function (GO): protein dimerization activity
Source: RefSeq, a predicted model, not a curated record